AUGCAUUAUCUGAGGCUUGACGUUCGAGGCAAAUUAACAGUCUUCAGUUUCAGGAACUCUGCGCUGCGUUCUGAUGAAGAGCAGAAGACCUGCAGGCACCACAAACUAACUUAUGAGAAGAGAGAAAGAAGAGGGGGAGGGAGAAAACAAGCAGGAGUAAAAGUCAGUGAAACGUUCUGGGGACUGUUUACUUCUGCCUUUGGCUCUGCUGUCAGAGAAGAGUUACCAAGUGGAAGUAGUGGCACACAUUUGCUAAAGAGCGGAAGGACAAAGACAAGAGGUUGCAGUGUGAAGAGGGUCAGCAGCAGAGGCCUCACAUUCUUCAGCCUCACUCCAGCAGAAGUCAGCAUGGACCAGCAGCUGCAAGAUAUUUUUCGCAGGGUGUGGACCAAACUACAGGCUCUCCCAGAAGCAACUCCAGUGGAAGUGGGAGCCUUUGCCGUCCUCCUCCUCUUUAUUGCCACGGUUCUCUUCAUGAUAUUACUCUCGUGCAUCCACUGCUGUUGUUUUACGAAGCCAAAGCACCAGCCCUCAAGAGUUCAACCCUUGCACAACAUCUGAGGAAGAGACAGGACAGAACACACCUAGAAACAUCAUCUCCAUCCUUCUUCGCGCUUCUCUGGAAGAAUUAAGUGGGUAUCAAAAACAGGCAAGGAUGGGAAGUUGGUGCCAUGAUAUUUCCAGUACUCGAUUAUCAUCCAGAGAGCCACACCACUGCAAUGCAGCUGAAAGGCACAACUCAUCAAGAUUCAUUAUAAACCAGAACAAUGUAACACUGUGUGGCAGAGUUUCAUUGGCAAAGAGACACAACAACAAAGCUGAUAUGUCCUGAAAUGUCACAGUGACUCAGUUAUUACAAAUGUGGUUUGCGAUGAUGUUCACAUUCAGGAGGAAUGUGGGAAACAACACGGACAGUGUACAUUCCAACAUGUAUGUGUGCUCUGGGCACGAAGUUCAGCAGAAACAUAGCUUUGUUCAAAAACAAAGCGCCCCCUGCUGGCUCAGUGAAGCAAAUCGUGCCAAUGGAAAAUGUGAACUAUUCAUUGUUUGAUGCCACAGUUUUAAAUGUAUUCCCGUUAUAUUGUAAAAUAGUAGUGUGACAUACAGGAAAGUGUUUCUGAGACGCCACUUUUAUGUGUUUUUGCUUCUUCUUGCUUUUGUAAAUGUAUCAGAUGUUAAAUACUUUAAUUAAAUAAACAUUUCUUUGUUCUUAUA
Molecule: messenger RNA, 1215 nt
Organism: Maylandia zebra (zebra mbuna)
Lineage: Eukaryota; Metazoa; Chordata; Actinopteri; Cichliformes; Cichlidae
Source: RefSeq, a predicted model, not a curated record